AUGGCCUACCAGUUCUUUGCCAAAGCCCCGGCACGGUCCUCGAGCUUGCCUGCGUCUCCUUCUCCAGCUCGACAGGCUCAGCCGCCGAUUCACCGUCCUCCGCUGCAACCGCCGCGGUCCGCUGUCGCCAGUCCUCGGCCCAACCACCAUGACCCCCACGAGCCCUUUACACCGUACCCGGGGAGCAUCUCCGCGGGUUAUGCGACUCCUCACCCGCACAUCACAAUAGAGACGAUUCGCACAGUGCAUAUCCCUUCAUUGACAAGGAUAACUGGCUUGCUGUUGCCUAUUCGCUACCCAAACUCGUUCUACACGACCACCAUCACGGACCCUAUCAUCGCAUCUUUGUCACGCGUGGCAGUCUACCAUGACCACCCUGUGGCCACUGCACCCGACUCCACCGCCACGCUUGGAUCAGAUAAAGUGAUUGGAGGUAUCCGAUGUCGCCUGGAGAGACAAGAUCAGAAUCGAGAGGUUCAUGGCCGAGUCGCGGCAAACCUCUAUAUCCAGACCCUACAUCUCCUCUCUCCCUACCGUGGCCAUGGCGUGGCUGCCUCACUCUUGAACUCACUGGUCUUCAUGUCGCCACCAGAUGUCAAUGGGCGAUAUCAGGUAUCUGAGAUCGUGAAGCACUAUAAUAUCCGCUCCGUGACAGCGCACGUCCACGAAGCCAAUGAGGACGGCUUGAAAUGGUAUAUUGCACGUGGGUUCAAGGUGCAAGAAGGUAUUGUGGAAGGAUACUAUCGGCGACUGCAGCCCUCGGGGGCGAAAAUUGUGCGGUUGGAUGUGCAAUGGGAUGAAGAUCAUGGUCUAGUCAGUGAGAAGAAAGAUGCCUCCCAGAGAACAGCUCGGAGUGACCCAGAUGAUGAUGAGUGGGAGAAGGUCGAGGCUGAAGAUGGAGAAGAGGGCGAUCACGGCGUCCGGCUAUUGAGUGAGUCGCGGGUCCUGGAGAAGGAUGAAACGACUCUCUCAAAGAAGCGCAAAGCCCGGGAAGAAGGCGGGAGCAAAUCUCAACGAAGGUAA
Penicillium canariense is the source of this 1023-nucleotide messenger RNA. Its product is annotated as GNAT family N-acetyltransferase. The coding region runs from base 1 to 1023 and encodes 340 amino acids. Lineage: Eukaryota; Fungi; Ascomycota; Eurotiomycetes; Eurotiales; Aspergillaceae. Gene Ontology annotation, cellular component: NatA complex. Gene Ontology annotation, biological process: mitotic sister chromatid cohesion. The transcript has a single exon. The record is from RefSeq and is a predicted model, not a curated record.